GGGGCGGCAUUCGGGUGGCUCAGCAGCAGCUGUUUUUUGGAGCUGGGCAGCACGUUCGCUAUGCCGCGCCGUGUUCACGCAUUCAUUCAGUGUUGGAACGCGUUCCGGUGCGGUCACGGUGUGUCGAAGACGAUCGACAACGGCGAUAAACGGACGAACGAACGCGAGCUCGCGGUAGUGUGUUUUUUUUUGUCGGUUUGUGUGUUGCGUUUACCACAGGGGUGAGUGCGUGUUGCGUACCGCAAGUCGUUUCCCCUCCCCCUGGUUGUUGUUGCGUAUGUAGCGCACCUUGUGCUCCCUCCCCUCGCAUCGGCUCGGGACAACUUUUCCCUUCCGGUUCUUAGCUGCCCGGAGAAGCGGAAAUCGUGUGUCGCUUAAUCUGAUCGGCGGGUGUUGGAAAAGAAAAGUAAUAAAGAGCACUGAGACUGAGAGGCAACAGUUGCGGUCGUUCGGUGUGCGUAAUUUCGGGUCGCGUGACGACGGUGACGUGUGCAAGGAGAAGUAGCAGAUGACGCAUAGAAAUCAUUCGCAAUCGCUAGAAUCCGUCAUUCGACCCCGUGCGUGUGUGUACCGUUAAAGUGUGCGUUAUAGAUGGUGUGAGCCCUUACCCCGCCGGUGGGCUUUUGCUUUUGGUUGUUGCCAUUGCGAAGAGGCAGAUGCUCAAAAGCGACCCGCACGCGUCACUCCGUCGGGUGGGAAUUUAAAGUUGUGCAGUGGAAAAUUUGGCCGAAAAGGCCUACGCGUCGUAAAGUUCUUGCAAGUGGAAAGCUGAAGUGAUUGAAGAAAUACUCGAGCAUUAAAAUAGUAAAAGAAAAGGUGAAUUGUGAGCUUGUGUUUGUGCGUGACCGGGCGCGAAUGCACAAGCUCCUCUCUAGCUUCCAACGAGUACGUUGGUUUAGCUUAGUACGUGUACGUGAAGAUACGUGCGCUUCAAAUUUCACCUAAGUGUCAAUUUUAAAGGUACCGUACCAGCUUUGAUCUAGUUCGGUGCAGUGAAGCGUCGUCAAAAAAACCUCCGAAAGCUUCAUAUAUUCAAACGCCGUCUGUCGCGGAGUGUCAGUUGCAGAAUUGCCGUUUUGCCAACGCACCAAUAAGAACAGAUUGAAGUUGCUGGCGAUAGGAAGUGACCGUGGCGAAUAAUUGCAAAAUAAUCGUGCAAAAUGAUGAAUUGAAAGCAAGUGAUGUACACCUAAUGUGUCCAUGCUGCUGCAAAUGAUGGUCGGGUAAAACGAGCAGCAUCCGAAUCGAAGUGUGUGCCAUUGUAGUGCGCACCCUUUUUUUAUUUCCUAGAACAGCACUAGCCACUACAGCGCCCCGCCCAAAUUCCCUAUAACCUUUUCAUAAUCCUCUGCACGAUCCUCUGCUCUCGCUUCCCGUUUGCUCUCCAUCGCGCAAUUGUUGUGCUGGGUGCGUGCUUUUCCCAGCUGUGUGGGUAGUGACGGGUGCGUGUGUGUGUGUGUGUGUGUGUGGUAAGUAAAAGAAAUCAGCCAGCGUUUAUGAGCGCGCUAAGUGUUCGCGACCGAGUAAACAACUGCCCAUCGCUACUCCGCCGCAAACGGUGUUGCUGCUGUCAGCCGUCCGUCGACCCGACCGCAGUCACCAGCUAGGACCUGCGAGGUGCACAAAAUGGCGGCACAGUCACUGCGGCCAUGCUACGCCAUCGCUAACCAGAGCCAUCGAAGGCAGCAGCAGCAAUCUGUUCACAGCCGGGCUCAACCUAGCAGCAGUAUGGCGGGCGGCAGGUGGAUGCAGGUCGCCCUGGUGGCACUGGUAGUAGCGGUCGCCCUGCACCACCACGGUGUUGGCGCGUCGCCGAACGCAACCGUCGCUAAUGGAAGCGUUAAUGGGAAGCUUUCGGAGCGGCACAGUUACAACGCGAGCCCUAGCGAUGAUCUAAUUACGCCGGAUGAGAUCAACGCCGGGCUGCUCGAGUACUUUGCCGGCCCGCUGCCGCUGGCGGCGAUGGAGGCGGCCAAACCGAAGCGUGCCAAUGCGCGCCCGGCCGCCAUCUACAUGAACGAGUUCGCCGUCUACAUUCCGCGGGGCGCGGACGUUGCCGACUCCAUCGCCCACAAGUACGGAUUCAGCAACAUGGGACAGAUUGGUCCGCUAAAAGGAUACUAUCUGUUCCAUCACAAUCACGUGCGCAAACGCUCGGUAGACCGUAGCGAGGCGCAUCACAACGCCCUGAACACCGAGCCGGAGGUUCGAUGGGUCCAGCAACAGCACGAAAAGCCCCGCUUCAAGCGUGACUACAGCACGUUCGAUCAGGAUUUCGUGCGAUUUCCCGGCUUCCGGUCGCUAGUGUCCGGGACGCGCAUGGCGUACCGUGACACGAGCACCCACAACAUCUUUCCCGAUCCACUAUUCAAGGAACAGUGGUACCUGGUGAGUGCCAACGGUGGCGCCAAGGAUGGACCGGACAUGAACGUUGGACCGGCCUGGCAGAAGGGUUACACGGGCAAGGGCGUCGUCGUGUCCAUCCUGGACGACGGCAUCCAGCGCAACCAUCCGGAUCUGGCUCUCAACUACGACCCGGCCGCAUCGUACGACAUUAACGGCAACGACUCGGACCCGAUGCCGCGCGAUAACGGUGACAACAAGCAUGGCACGCGGUGCGCCGGGGAGGUAGCGGCCGUCGCCUUCAACCAGUACUGUGGGGUCGGCGUGGCGUACAACGCAAGCAUUGGUGGCGUCCGGAUGCUGGACGGCACGGUAAACGAUGCGGUGGAAGCGAAGGCACUCGGCCUCUAUCCGGACCACAUCGACAUCUACAGCGCGUCCUGGGGCCCGGAAGACGACGGCUCGACGGUGGAUGGGCCGGGCCCGCUGGCUCGCCGUGCCUUCAUCUUCGGUGUGACGAGCGGCCGGCAGGGCAAGGGUUCGAUCUUCAUCUGGGCGUCCGGUAACGGGGGCCGCUACACCGACAGCUGCAACUGCGACGGCUACACCAACUCCAUUUUCACCCUCUCGAUCUCGAGUGCCACCCAGGGGGGCUACAAGCCCUGGUAUCUGGAGGAGUGCUCGUCCACCCUAGCGACCACGUACAGCUCGGGCACGCCCGGGCACGACAAGAGCGUCGCGACCGUCGACAUGGACGGUUCGCUGCGCCCGGAUCGCAUCUGCACGGUGGAGCACACGGGCACGUCGGCCUCGGCCCCGCUGGCGGCCGGUAUAGCGGCGCUGGCCCUCGAAGCCAACCCGGCCCUGACCUGGCGCGACAUGCAGUACCUGGUGGUGCUGACGUCACGGUCCGAUCCGCUCGAGAAGGAGCCGGGCUGGAUACUGAACGGCGUGAAGCGCAAGGUGAGCCACAAGUUCGGCUACGGCCUGAUGGAUGCCGGCGCGAUGGUCAGCCUGGCGGAGCAGUGGACGACCGUGCCGUCGCAGCACAUCUGCAAGUCGCGCGAAAUCAACGAGGACCGGCCGAUCGAGGUGUCCGUCGGCUACACGCUCCAGACGCACAUGGACGUGAACGGGUGCGCCGGCACGGUGAACGAGGUGCGCUUCCUCGAGCACGUGCAGUGCAAGAUCACGCUGCGGUUCUUCCCGCGCGGCAACCUGCGCAUCCUGCUGACCUCGCCGAUGGGCACGACCUCGACGCUGCUGUUCGAGCGGCCGCGCGACAUCACCAAGUCCAACUUCGACGACUGGCCGUUCCUGAGCGUGCACUUCUGGGGCGAGCGGGCCGAGGGCCGCUGGACGCUGCAGAUCCUGAACGGGGGGCCGCGCCGCGUCAGCCAGCCCGGCAUCCUGUCCAAGUGGCAGCUCAUCUUCUACGGCACCCAGACGAACCCGAUCCGGCUCAAGUCGGAGGGCACGCGGACGGCCGGUUCGGCCGGCUACUCCGGCCUCAAUCCGUUCGUGUUUCCCACGGAAACAGAUCUGAACCAGCAGGCGGGUGCGCUUGGUGGGGCCGGCGCCGGCUACUACCAGUCGGCCGACCUGUACAGCAACUUCAUGAACUACCCGAACCUGUUCAGCGGGGCGGGCAGCGGCAUCGACAAGACGGUGGCCACGCUCAACGGACACAACAUACCGACGGCCCAGCGCGAGAACGUGAUGGCCGACUCGAACAACAAGCUGGUGGUGCUGCACGACUGCGACCCCGAGUGCGACCAGCAGGGCUGCUACGGCAAGGGACCGACGCAGUGCGUUGCCUGCAAACAUUACCGGCUGGACAAUACCUGCGUCAGCCGGUGUCCCCCGAGGAGCUUCCCGAACCAGGGCGGCGUCUGCUGGCCGUGCCACGAGUCGUGCGAAACGUGUGCCGGCGCCGGCCAGGACAGCUGCCUGACGUGUGCGCCCGCCCACCUGUACGUUACCGAUCUGGCCGUCUGUCUGCAGGUCUGCCCGGAGGGCUACUACGAAAACUACGAUAAUCGAACGUGUGUGCCGUGCGAGGCCAACUGUGCCUCCUGCCAGGAUCGGCCCGAUUACUGUACGAGCUGUGAUCAUCAUUUAGUUAUGCAUGAGCACCGCUGUUACGCCGCCUGCCCGAAGAACACCUACGAAACGGAGGAUUACAACUGCGCCGAUUGCCAUCCGUCCUGUGCCACCUGCAACGGGUCGUCGGAGAGCCAGUGCAUCCUGUGCCGGGCCGGCCGGUUCGCGCACGAGGGCCGCUGCCUGAACGCGUGCCCGGACGGUUACUACGGCGACAAGAAGCGGCACGAGUGCAUCGCCUGCCCGCACGGCUGCACCACCUGCGGCAAUGGAGCGGUCUGCAUCACCUGCCACGACAACUGGACCAUGAACCGGAAAGGGAAAUGCAUCGCCAACGGCAACAACAACUGCGACGAAUCGGAAUACUUUGAAAACGGUCACUGCCACCCGUGCCACUCGACGUGCGAAACCUGUACCGGGCCGACGGAGAACGAGUGCCUGACCUGCGCCUCGAACCUGCUGCUCCAGGGCGCGCGGUGCGUGAACGUGUGCGACGAGGGCUACUACAUGGAGGUGGGCGUCUGUGCCAAGUGUCUGCACACCUGCACCCAGUGCGUGUCGCGCAUGAACUGUACCGCCUGCAUGAAGGGUUUGCAGCUGCAGAGCGGCGAAUGCCGCACCACGUGUGCCGAUGGCUACUACAGCGAUCGUGGCACCUGUGCGAAAUGCUAUCUGAGCUGCCACACGUGCAGCGGGCCGCGCCGGAACCAGUGCGUCCAGUGCCCGGAGGGAUGGCAGCUGGCCGGUGGUGAAUGUUUCCCCGAGUGUCCGGAAGGGUUCUUCAAGACGAAGUUCGGCUGCCAGCGCUGCCACCAUUACUGCAAGACGUGCAACGGAGCUGGCCCGCUGGCCUGUACGACCUGUCCCGCGCACAGCAUGCUGCAGAACGGGCUGUGCAUCGACUGUCUCGCCUCGCAGUACUACGAUCCGCCGACGCAGACAUGCAAAACGUGCCACGAGUCGUGCCGGACGUGCAGCGGCCCCGGACAGUUCUCCUGCCUCACCUGUCCCUUCCCGCUGCACCUAGACCGACUCAACCAUCAAUGUGUGCCUUGCUGUGCGGCGGACGCAUCGCCCGACGAUCAAAGCUGCUGCCACUGCGACAAAGCGACCGGUGGCUGUAUUAACGCAUCGCCCGCCGGCAAGCGACGCAUCGGUGCCGAGCAACAGUUGCUGCAGUUCGGCGAGGAGAGCGGUGCGCCAGCCGUACCCGGCGAUGGCGGGGCAACGACGCCCGGUCAGGCGGCGGGCCGGGCCUGGCAGCAGUUCCUAACUAGCACGUCCACGCCGACGCUGAUGGUGGUCGCCGUGUCCGGCUGCCUGCUAAUUGUUACCCUGUUUGUAGUGAUAUUUACCGUUUUACAGAAGCGUAGCCAAACGAUGUACACUGGAAUUAAGUAUAAUAAAUUAGGCAAGAAAGCGGCGUCGGGCCGAACCACCAGGAUAUCGAUACCGGCCGAUGGCGAUGAUUUACUGGAACCAAUUGUAAAUAACGAUGAGGAUGAGGAGGAGGAGGAGCAGAACGACGACGACGACGAUGAUGAGGAUGAGUCUGGCCAAUCGGGCGCGGAUGGUGGGGAGGAAGAAAGGCACCAACGACGUGGUGGUGGAGGACGUGGCGCUCGCUUUGACAGCCGGAGGUCAACCGCAGCGAUGGCGACCGCCGCCCGAGGGAAGCGGACGUUCCGGUAUGCGCCCACCGCCCACCGGACCUAGGCUGUUACGCGUGGCUGGAUGGAUUUGGAAGCGGAAUGAACACAAUUUUACAUCCCUCCUCAAACAAAUGGCCCCUUCCCUACCGUUCUCCUUCUGCACUUUCAUCUUCAACCAGCAACCAGCGACCCCCCUUGGUAUCAUCCAUUCAAAUGAAAAUGGCCCUAACAAGGAGUGUGUGUUUGUGUGUGUGUCAAAGCGUGUGUGAGCAAUGUUGGCAUGUGUGUCGCGCAAAUGUUUGCCUGUGCGUGUGUGUGCGUGUAUGAUGAAUGCGUUUUUGAGUGUGCAUGUGAUUAUGGAAAGUUGGUCACCGGGAAAGAAACGGACAUUUAAUCAAGCGAAAAGCCAACCAAAAACCCGCACCCCCGAAAACCGCGGCAAACGGCUGGAUCGGCAGGGCUGACCACUGACGGCUGACAGGUGAGGGGAACGAACGGGGUGUCGCGGGUGCGUAGUCGCCAUUCAUCAUUAGUUGCAUUGCAGCGCGGUUGCGUGGAAACGGCCGCUUCCCUUUCGAGCGAGUGACUGAUGCGGGAAAGUUGAAAUUUGAUCUUUUUUUUUUUCGUUAGCGCUUUGAUCCUAGGUUGCGUGAAAACAAAAGGGAGGAGGUGUUUCGGGGGGCUUAAGAUAUGUGAGAGGGAAAUGGAAUUUAACGCAAAAGAGGUCCUGCGGUGGCUUUCCCGCUCUUUACCAUGGUUCCUUGCAUUUUCAGCAGCAAACGGGCGUGAUUUUAAGCGAAUUCUCUGCUCUUUUUGUAUGUUUGGACUUUUUUCUUGCUCUAUCUAUCUGUGCUGUUUGAACACUCUUACUAUACUUUCUUUAUUUGUGUAAUAGAAUAAUCUUUUACAUCAAUUUUUCUAGCCGUUUUGUUUUCUUUCCUUUUUUUAUUCAUUUUUACAUAAUGUUUCGUAUCUUAUUUUUUUUUCUUUUCUUAGUUUUACAUCCUUAUCCUUCAUUAUAUUUCUUAUUUUACUGGAUUGUUUUACUCUUGACAAUUCUCUUUCGUUUUACUAUUUUCUUUACACUUUUCUACGUUUCUACAUUACAUUUCUCUUUCUAUUCCACAAUUAAGAAAUUGCUUUUUAUCUUUUUUUUUCUAUCAAUACCUACCAAGUUAAAUACCUACCAAUACCAACCCUUUUCCACCCAUUUUCCAACCGCUUAAUAUUUUCUGGAUGCGUUUAAUUAAUUUUGUACGAAUGUGCGCGUGACUAUGUAUUGUGCCACCAAUGGUUAACAGCAUGUGAGCGUGAAUGUGAAUCUGGUGUCGUACGUGAGUAGGAAACGAAAUCAAAAAUCCCUUUCAAUUCAAGCGCACAAACGCAAACACAUCAUGUUUGUGGUGCGUGUGUGUGUGUGGCUUGGUAUGAUGGAAAACGCAACUAAAGUGCGGAGACAGAAACGAAAGAAGUUAGGGAAUAUUAUAUAUAUAUAUAUAUAUACAGAUAUAUACAACUACACUUAAAUAGAUAUAUAUUGAACUAUACAUAUUUUUUAUUUUGAAAAAGUGCGUCCCACGAAGGACAGGAGGGACACCGUUGGCAGCGGGGGUUCAGUGGAAAUGCUUAAAACGGGAAAGGGGAAAAGGAACAUGAGCAGUCGCGUCGAGAGAGUGGAAGAGAAAAGUGUUUCCCAAAGUGUUGCUAGCAGGUGACCCGGCGGAAAGGAAGUGGAAGAGGCAAACAAAAAAGAAACUCUUUUUAAAACACGAACCAUCCCCAUCCCCGCUCCAUCCUGCAUCUUUGCAGCGUUGUUGCACAUUGUGUACAGGAAGCCCCAUUCAGCAGCCCCGAUUAGCGGCGGCAUAAGCGACGGUGUAGGAAAAGCAGGGCCAAGGAACAAAAGUGCUUGGAGUUUAAAAGGAAAACGAGGCGAGAGGAAUGGGUAGCAUUUUCCACUGGGAUUUGAUGAAAAGCGGAGCAGGGAGGGGUAAAACAUGCAUCGUUGAAACAACGUGAAAAACACUCGCAUUAAAAACACAAACACAAACACAGCAGCCACAUUGAAGAAACCGAACGUGAAACGAUUGUGUCCGGUACGUUUUUCGAGGGGGAGGGGUAAAGCCAAACCGAAACUGUUGCAUGGGGAGUGGGGCAGAAGGUGCGACAUGCAAAAAUGUAAAUUAGAAAACAAAAACAACAACAACAACAAAUGUGGAAAGGAAAGAAAACAGGGGUGAUAUGGUGUUAAGCUAGAUAAAUUUAAUUAUGUUUUUAAGUUAAGCAGAUAAAUAAACGUAAAGAAAAACAAACAACACAAACACACAUUUGCACGGAGUUGGAGAAAGGCUAACUUAAUGUGACGAAACAGCUUGACUUGAAUUAACAACAACACAACACAACAAGAGACUCUCAACGACUAAAAUCAAAACAAAUAAACAAAAACAAAACAAAAAAGGAUAGACAAGAGAAAAGAGAAAUGCGAACAGAGGAGGUGUUAAAGGGAUAAGAUAAAUAAAGUUCGAGCAGCGGAUGGACACACCGACACACCAGACAAAUGCUGCUGCCCUGCUGAGAGAGCACGCGUCGUGAACAAAUGUUCGUGACUCAUUCGUACUGACUCUCGUGGCGUCUCGAGAGCAAAAACUCUACCACUGAAAGUGCAUGAAACAACAACAACACAAAAAAAUGUUCGACUUGUUUUUGUAAAAAAAAGGAUUGAAUAAAAUGGAAACAAACCAAAAUC
Messenger RNA from Anopheles coluzzii, 8844 nucleotides. It is a transcript of the gene Fur2, whose product is annotated as furin-like protease 2. Lineage: Eukaryota; Metazoa; Arthropoda; Insecta; Diptera; Culicidae. Gene Ontology annotation, cellular component: Golgi membrane; trans-Golgi network. Gene Ontology annotation, biological process: protein processing. Gene Ontology annotation, molecular function: serine-type endopeptidase activity. The transcript has 17 exons. The record is from RefSeq and is a predicted model, not a curated record. The coding region runs from base 1627 to 6162 and encodes 1511 amino acids.